Messenger RNA from Fusarium coffeatum, 2439 nucleotides. RefSeq lists its product as uncharacterized. NCBI's taxonomy places the organism in Eukaryota, Fungi, Ascomycota, Sordariomycetes, Hypocreales, Nectriaceae. The coding region runs from base 1 to 2439 and encodes 812 amino acids. The record is from RefSeq and is a predicted model, not a curated record. The transcript has a single exon.
AUGCCCAACCUUCAGGCGGCGAAGCCUAUAGUGAGGCUCAAGUGUCCCAACGGGACAUACAAAGAGAUUCAGGAAGGUGAACUUUUCGAAGCGAACGGAGGGAAGCCUGAAGACCUUCUAGAUGACGAGAGAUGGCUCCGAUCACCGACUGCCACUGAGGUUAUACCGAUUCAGGCUCGGACUACACCAGUAAAGUAUCGCCCAAACCAACCUCCUCUCUUUUUCGACCCACAACGUCAUAAGGGGACAAGAGGCGAUGAUGCAACCUUCAAGGAUCGCUCGGUAUGGGAGCCUCUAGCCCUCAAGGAGCAGUCUACUGUGAGGAAUACUACAUCCGGGCAUGUCGUAUUCAAGCUCGUUGCCAGGGCUUGUAGGGAUAGCGACAGCAUAGUAGACAAGUUCCCAUCGACGAGACUUGGGCCUGGCGAUAUUCAGGGAGUUUUCGUCGGUAUCUCAGCCAUCGACUUCCUGCCGAUGGUAUUGACCAAAAGCCCAGAAUGGAAUAGAGAUGCUCAAGAGAAUACUGACGGCCUGGGAUCUGUCAAAUUGGAAAACUCGUGCGAUGCAUCUGGUGGCAGAGAGAUUAUCUGGCUCGAAAACAUGUUGAUUCCGGGCAACAUCGCGCACGUCAAAUCUGCACUUUUCAACACACUAGCCGAUUCUGAGAAAGAACACUUCAUGCGGGUUGCUAAGCGCGAGAACAGUCUUCUCAGACGUGGGUUGAGUCCUGCUGGGGUUGCAAAAGUCCUUCCUUCGAGCGAGUCACCAGACCGCAAGCCGGCGAUUUGUCGAUCUAUUCAUAACGGCCAAAGCUACGACACUUUGCAUUACAUACUGCGCUGGCCCCCGAUGGCUGUUUUGACAUUCCCACCCGAAAUGAUCGAGGAGAUGAAGAGGUUUCUGCGCCAAUACCCCCAUGAUAAUGUGCCUUUGAACAUUGCACUAGCUGCAGCAAUCAUCCAUACGGAUCUGGCUGAUGAGGGUUGGCCAAACGAAGGAUUUUUGUCUCAUCGCUUUGAGGGGCCAAAGGCUAUCAAGCCUACUCCCCUUGCCAGGUUCAUUUUGUACUUCCCUCAUAUGCUCAGAUACGUUGAGACAAAACACCUCACCGCAUUCAUUCAUCCGGCUCGUUUCGCAACCUACCACUCCAAUCGAGAUCCUUCAGUCUACGCAUCUUCCAUCAAUCAGAAGGAAAUGAAGACCUGGUGCUCACAGAUUCGGUCACGAUAUCCUCAGGUCUCAAGUAAGUGCAGGUUGAAUCUGAUUCCUGCUUCUAUGCCAGGUACUCAGAUGGUGUUCCCCGCGGAUUGCACCAGCGCAGAGCCUCCAACGACCGAUCUUUUCCAGAUUUGUUGCUUGGACGACAUUCGAACUCUUGGACUACCCAGCUACCACCAUAACAAGCACUAUGAUCUCGAGGAUCAUGGGAAAUUCCGCUACAUCGGCGGUCCAACGUGGCUCUUUUCCAAACACCUCAACCGCGCCACCUACGCCCUGGCGCAUACCCUGGGUGUGAACUAUUGGCUGCCUAGUUCCGACACGAGAAUUAUGACUCUAAGUGGUCCAGCAAAGAAGGUCGGCCCGGUAUUUCGAGAUCUCCCGUUGCCUAGCAAUGACAACGCACUUACUGGUAUGACUCAAGCGGUUCAGCGACGUUUCGGGAUUAUGGCCCCCUAUACCAAGGACUACGACUAUCAAGAUAGCAUCUCGAGCCAGACUCGCAAAAAGCGGUCUUCUCGGGCAAAUGAGCUGUUCAGAGUGGCAAGAUACAUGGAAAUUCCCAUCGACCACCUACGACUAUGUCCGAAGUCCGGCUAUCCUACUUGGGAAGGCAUGGAAUCCCAGCUCAAGAACCUGGCGAAGGAUGGGUUGCUGGAUGGUAUUAUCAACGGGGACGGAGCUACUCCUACACCAAAGCGUCCCCGAACCUCUGAACGCAAGCUGGAUGACUCUGUUAAGGCCAAGAUUGAGGGCCUGCUAGGAAGCGCGGCAGCUGUAUCCCGAGACUGGGAGGCUCUACGAGUCUAUCUCCAAGGCAGUGAACUGACCAUAGAAGGGGCACGAAAGUCUCUGUCGCAGCUGCAGUCGUUCAUCGCCAGCAUAGAAAAGGAGUUUUGUUCCGAAAAUGCCACCAAUGGAAGAGGCAAUCUCAAGGAGGUCAUAAGACUCACUUUCAGAGCUGCUGGUCUCGAGCCAGAACUUGCGUUGGCGGCGUGCGAGAAUAAGCUAGCCUGUCAGAAGAACAUGUUGGCACAACUCGAGCAGUCGGUAAAACAGAACAUUGAGCAUAUCUACGAGCUGCAACCUUUGAAGAAUGGGUUCCUGUAUGCUCUUCCGUACGUCAAGGCUCUAUCGGAUUCACCACUGAUUCAGGGCCAAUCUGCAUUGCUCAAAGAAAUCGAUGCAUUGUUGAGUGCGGAGAUAAAAGACGAACCCUAA